Messenger RNA from Rhipicephalus sanguineus (brown dog tick), 960 nucleotides. RefSeq lists its product as uncharacterized. The coding region runs from base 7 to 960 and encodes 317 amino acids. Lineage: Eukaryota; Metazoa; Arthropoda; Arachnida; Ixodida; Ixodidae. The record is from RefSeq and is a predicted model, not a curated record. The transcript has 3 exons.
UCAUCGAUGAUUGUGCCGACUAUAACAGAGCUACUAUUGCCGGCGGCGCUCUGUGGGCUCGGCGGCUGUGCACCAACGCAGACCGCUAAUCCAUUCACUCUUAUUAUGCAGGUUAGUAAACUUAGUCUCUUUACUAAGAAGUCUAGUAAUUACCUGCUGUUUCAGCUGCCGAGACCACACUGCUGCGUUUUUGUUGCACUUGAGUGUUCUCGUGUGAUUCGUGCCUUGUUGAUGAUGUCGGGCGAUGUAGAGAGCAACCCGGGUCCUACCUCUAAUGCUGUACUAACUGAACUGCAGAAAUUAUCUGCCGGUCAGACGGAAUUAAUCAGUCAGGUGCAGGACCUUAAGUCUCAUCUAUUAUCUACAGAUAAAUCAAUCACAGACCUCACUAGACUUAUGACUAAUCUAGAAGGGCACUAUCAAAAUAUUCUUUCCUUGCGUUCUGACGUGGAAGCGCUGAGAAUAGGCACCGCUCACGUGACUGACCAAUUGCACAAAAUUGAAGCGCGCGCGGAUGAUGCUGAAAAUCAUUCUCGGCGCAAUAAUCUCAUCUUUUAUGGGCUUCCUGAAUCAACAGGGUUAGAGCCGUUUGCCCAUGUUGAACAGCUUGCCAUCAACCACUGCCGUGACCAUCUGGGUAUAUCAACUGAACCAAAAAAACUUGAGCGCGCGCAUCGCCUGGGUCGCCUCAGGGAUGUUAACCGUCAUCGUCCCAUAAUAGCUAAGUUCACCUUCCGUAAAACAAAAGAAGUGAUUCUUUCUAACGGACGGAAAUUUAAGGGAACCACUUUCAGCGUUGGUGAAGACUUUUCUCGUCCUGUCCAAAACAUCUGCCGGCAUCUGAUUGCCUUCGCUAAAGCUAAAUCGCUGCCUUUCUCCAUAAACUACAAAACACUGCUAAUGGGUCACAAGCGCUAUGUCUACGACGAGCAAUCACAAACUGUCAGGGAAGCAUCAUAG